Perkinsus marinus ATCC 50983 is the source of this 390-nucleotide messenger RNA. Its product is annotated as DNA-directed RNA polymerase 2 subunit, putative. The transcript is spliced from 4 exons. Gene Ontology annotation, molecular function: zinc ion binding; DNA-directed RNA polymerase activity; nucleic acid binding. Gene Ontology annotation, biological process: maintenance of transcriptional fidelity during transcription elongation by RNA polymerase II; transcription initiation at RNA polymerase II promoter; DNA-templated transcription. NCBI's taxonomy places the organism in Eukaryota, Perkinsozoa, Perkinsida, Perkinsidae. The record is from RefSeq and is a predicted model, not a curated record. Gene Ontology annotation, cellular component: RNA polymerase II, core complex. Bases 1 to 390 code for a protein of 129 amino acids.
AUGUCAGCCCAACUCAAGUUCUGCCCAGAGUGCAAUAAUCUCCUCUACCCUCGAGAGAACAAGCGGGAAGUGGCAUUGGAAUAUGCUUGCAGGACCUGUCCCUAUGUUCAACGAGUCGUAUCAAAGGACGAUGAGUUAGAGAAUAUCAAUGCCGACGACUUAGUCGUUUUCAGGAAUGAUGUGUCUUAUCACCAUAAGGAAGCGUUGAUGAUUCGAAGUGACGUCAUCCACGACCCAACCCUUUCUCGGACCACCGAGUAUACUUGCAAUAACUGUCCCAACCACGAGGCUGUGUUCUGGCAGCUUCCAGAGAGCCAACAGACCAACGCCAUGGCGCUCAUCUUCGUCUGCACAGCAUGUACUGCUUGGCGAAUUGAAGGUAAGGAGUAG